Molecule: messenger RNA, 1908 nt
Organism: Clonostachys rhizophaga
Lineage: Eukaryota; Fungi; Ascomycota; Sordariomycetes; Hypocreales; Bionectriaceae
Source: the annotation of a GenBank genome assembly
AAGAUCCAAACCAUGGCCUCCGAACGGAUGUAUGGCGUCACGCCACCGAUGAAGGAAGACUUGCCCACUACACCUGAACUCGCCGCAACCGAGGCGUUGAUCGACGAACUGAAGCGCCAGAAUACUUUCGAAAGCCCUUCUGACACAGAUAAGAGACACAAGGUUCUUGCAUCCAUCGCCGAGAUCUGUAACGAAUUCGUCAAGCAUGUGGCCAGGCUCAAAGAACCGAAGAACGAGGUUCUCAUCCGAAAUGCUAUCGGAAGGGUAUUCACAUACGGAAGUUUUCGACUUGGAGUGUACGGCCCGGGUUCCGAUAUCGAUACUCUUGUUGUUGCGCCUAGAUACGUAACCCGAGACGACUAUUUUGAACACUUCCCCGGACUCUUGGUUGAUAUGGCUCCCAAAGGCGCCAUUACCGACAUGGCCGUGGUCACAGACGCCUUUGUCCCUAUCAUCAAAUUCGAAUACUUCGGAAUCAGCAUCGAUCUCAUUUUCUCCAGGAUCAUGCAGAAACAACUGUCAAAUGACUUGGCGGAUUUACGCGACUCCGGCCUUCUACGCGGCCUUGACGAAGCCGAGCUACGUUCUCUCAACGGCACACGUGUCACAGAUGAAAUACUCAACCUUGUUCCCGAGAAGGGCACAUUCCGCAUGGCUCUCCGUGCCAUCAAGCUCUGGGCUCAACGACGGGCUGUUUACGCAAACAUCAUGGGCUUUCCAGGUGGUGUGGCUUGGGCUAUGUUGGUGGCGCGUGUGUGCCAACUCUACCCAAAGGCCACUGCAUCCGUUGUCGUGAACAAGUUUUUCCUCAUCAUCCUCAAAUGGCAAUGGCCUCAGCCCGUACUCCUGAAGCCCAUAGAAAGUGGCCCAUUGCCUGUACGGGUCUGGAAUCCCAAACUAUAUAAGGGCGAUGCGUUUCAUCUUAUGCCGGUCAUUACGCCAGCAUAUCCGUCCAUGUGCGCCACCUUCAACAUCACCAAGUCCUCCAUGACAGUUAUUCAACGAGAGCUUAAGCGUGCCUUCGAGAUCUCGGAAAAGAUCAUGACUGGGAAGCUUCCCUGGGCCGAAUUAUUUGGCAAGCAUACCUUUUUCACUGCUGGGUUCAAGUAUUAUAUUAGUGUUAUCUCAACCAGCACAACAAAGGAAGCACACAAGAUAUGGUCCGGCUAUGUCGAGUCCAAAGUACGGAUGCUUGUACAAAGAUUGGAGACACAUCCCAGCAUAGCACUGGCGCGCGCAUUCAAUAAAGGUUAUGAGCGCAAGCAUCUCUGCCGAAACAGCGAAGAAAUAGCCAAGGUCCAGGAAGGCGUCUUGGAUUUCAUUGUCCCCGCCGAUGAGGGAAAGACCAAUGAGACAGCGCAACAGCCCCAAAAUGGAGAUGCCUCUCCCCCACAGCAAAUACCUGGCCUCAAGGCGGGAGGGGGUGUUGUCAUCAAGGGCGAACCUGGCCUUGAUGAUACAGCCAUGCCUCCUCCGCAACAGGCCCUCAAAUCCGAAAACAACGGGGCUGUCCAAACUGAGGACAGUGUCAAAAUCGAGGGUGAUGUCAAAGACGGACCAACCGAGGUCUACACCACAACUCACUAUAUCGGCUUGGAAUUGAACAAAGAUGCGAAAUCUUUGGAUCUCUCAUACCAGGUUGACGAGUUCAAGUCGCUUUGUACAUCCUGGGUGAAAUACAAGGAUGAAUUACAAGGUGUCGCCACUAUUGGAGUUCAGCAUUGCCGGAACAUUAACCUUCCCGACGACGUUUUCGAACCUGGCGAGACGAAGCCCCAAAAGAAGUCUGCCUCUAAAGCCGUUGCGAAUGGCAAGAAACGAGGGGCUUCAGAGGUAAUUGAUCCGCCUUGCCCAGAGCAGGGGCCUUCGCCUGCACCAAAACGAGUCGCCCUACCCGACAAGCGAUGA